Messenger RNA from Cuscuta epithymum, 3387 nucleotides. NCBI's taxonomy places the organism in Eukaryota, Viridiplantae, Streptophyta, Magnoliopsida, Solanales, Convolvulaceae. The record is from the annotation of a GenBank genome assembly.
GUCCAGUACUCCAGUGGUCAUUGAUAGACUGAUACCCAAAGUCUGAACUCAACCCAACAAGGCAAUCAGAAGAAACAUUCGGCAAGGUCGGUUUCCGCCAAGGUCGCAGAGAAAGCGACGGCGCCCGCUCGCUUUCCGCCAGUCCACCGCUGACCGCUGCCUGCGUCUUCCCGCCUACUCGCCCAGCUGACCGGCUAACCGCGUCUUCUCUGUGUCUCUAGCAACUCGCCUGCGCGGCUUCGCCACUGCCAGUCGGCGGUCUCAGGAUGUCAGGUCGGUUAUCCCUACUGUCGUAGGGCGCAUUCAGUGUCCAAUGCUUUUGGGAUUUGCAGAGCAUUGAUCUGGAAGCCAAAACUCUAAAGUUCGCCGGCAAACUCAUAAUCUCUGACUCCACUAUUUCCCUUAUAACAGCAAUCUUUCAGUUUAUUUAUGAAUCAUGCUGCAUCCUUUACACCAAGACAUAAACACCUUUUCAAAACCAUCCUUAACUACACUCACGAGAAGAAUCUUCCCAAAGGUAAAUGUCUUCAUGGACAUCUCAUCAAAACCGGCUCAAUCUCCUGCAUCUAUCUCUCCAACAGUGUUGUUAACUUCUACGCUAAGUGCAGUAUAUUGCGAGAUGGUCAUCUAGCAUUCGACGACAUUAGUAACAAAGAUACUGUCUCAUGGAACUGCCUCAUCAAUGGCUACUCUCGACUGGGUACCCAAGGUUCAUCUCUUUCCGUGCUCAACUUGUUCAAGCAAAUGAGGAACCAAAGCGCUGUUCCGAAUUCCCAUACCUUUUCCGGCAUUUUCUCUUCUGCGUCGUAUUUAGGAGACACAUUUGUUGGUAAGCAAGCCCAUUGCUUGGCGGUAAAGCUGAGUGUCUUGGGUGAUGUGGUUGUGGGUAGCUCAUUGAUAAAUAUGUACUGUAAGUCUGGGGACAUUGGUGAUGCUCAUAAGAUGUUUGGCGAAAUGCCUGAAAAAAAUUCUGUGUCUUGGGCCACAAUGAUAUCAGGGUAUGCUUCACUAAGGCUCCCUGGUGAAGCUUUGGGUAUUUUUAUGAUGAUGUUGAUUUCUGAGGAGGACAUCAAUGAGUUCGCCUUGACCAGUGUCCUUAGCUCUUUCACAUUCCCUGAGUUUGUUGUUGCUGGCAAGCUAAUCCAUUCUAUUUCAGUGAAAAAUGGAUUGAUAUCUAUCGUCUCUGUUGCCAAUGCUUUAUUGACUAUGUAUGCAAAGUGUGGCAGCUUGGAUGAUGCAUAUAAAGCAUUCAAAUCCUCAAAUAUCAAAGAAGCUAUCACCUGGUCUGCCAUGGUCACUGGUUGUGCACAGAAUGGGUAUGGCGAGAGAGCGCUGGAGCUGUUUUCAGAAAUGCAUUUCUGUGGAGUGACUCCUACUGAGUACACUCUUGUGGGAGUUCUUAAUGCAUGUAGUGACGUUGAGGCAGCCAUUGAAGGAAGACAGAUCCAUGGAUACCUUUGGAAACUAGGAUUUCAGUCUCAGAUAUAUAUUAUGACUGCAUUAGUUGACAUGUAUGCUAAGUGUGGGAUGAUCGGUGAUGCUAAGAAUGGCUUCGAUUCUCUAGGGGAGCCAGACAUUGUUUUAAUGACUUCAAUGAUUGCAGGGUUUGUCCAAAAUGGGGACAAUGAGAGUGCUAUUAAUAUGUAUUGGCAGAUGACAAAGAAGGAUAUAUUACCAAACGAAUUAACAAUGUCAAGUGUGUUAAGAGCUUGUUCGACCCUAGCUUCUUUAGAGCAAGGAAAACAGUUACACACACAUACCAUUAAAUAUGGGCUUACUCUCACUGUUCUUGUUGGUAGUGCCCUUGCAACUAUGUACACAAAGUGUGGGACCCUUAAAGACGGGAACCAAGUCUUCAAGAUGAUGCCAGACAGAGAUGUUGCUUCUUGGAACUCCAUGAUUUCCGGCCUUUCCCAAAAUGGGCACGGGAUAGAAGCACUUGAACUUUUUGAGGAGAUGCGUAAAACGGUUGUUGAAAAGCCAGAUCAUGUGACUUUUGUGAGUGUCUUGGCAGCUUGUAGCCAUAUGGGGUGUGUAGAGAAGGGACGGUAUUACUUUCGAAUGAUGUCAGAUGAGUUUGGUAUUGAACCUAGAGUGGAACACUAUGCUUGCAUGGUUGACAUCCUCGGUCGCGCCGGGAAAUUACAUGAAGCUAAAGAGUUUAUAUUGUCCUCUACAAUUGACCACGGUCAGUGUUUGUGGCGUAUAUUACUUAGUGCAUGUCGGAAUUAUAGAAACUACGACUUGGGAGCGUAUGCCGGGGAAAAGUUGAUGGAGUUGGGGUCAUUGGAGUCAUCCGCUUACAUUUUGUUGUCGAGUAUUUAUUCAGCUCUUGGUAGGGGAGAGGAUGUCGAGAGGGUUAGGCGUUUGAUGAGUGUACGAGGUGUGAACAAGGAGCCAGGGUGUAGUUGGAUUGAGUUGAAGACUCGGUUUCACGUUUUCGUUGUUGCCGAUCAGACGCAUCCAGAGAUUACCUCGAUCCGUGAGGAGGUUUGGAAGCUGAGCAAGUUGAUGAAGGGUGAAUAUGCUGAUGAGGAACUGGAUUUGGAGCUUGGGUUGGUGGGUCUUUAGAGUUGAUAUUACAUUGUGGGUUUUUCCAGUCAAGAAAGCUUAAUGAUUUUAUCAAGUAGAGAGCUUGAGUGCACUCAUAGACAUGGGUCUUUUCAAGAGACAACUCAAAACAUUCUCACUGUGGAAGAGGGACCAAUGGGUUACAGAUAAGCCUACGUCUUCAUCAAGUGAGAACCAAGGUCAAUGAGCUGAGGAAUAAAAGCAAAACAGAGCUGCUUGCUCAGUUGAAGGAUCUCAAGGUGGAGCUCGCCCUCCUCCGUAUUUCUGUUAAAGUGGUGUUUGGAAAAAAUAUUGCAUGCUGAUUGCAGUAAAGAAACUGCUACGUAGUGUUUAGGACUUAAACUGGUGUUAUACUUCAAGUCUAACUAUUCAAAUGAGCUUAAAUUGACUACAACUGGAUGCAGCAAGGGAGUAAGAGUGUCAAUUGCACAAGUGUUGACUGUGAUCUCACAGACACAGAAGAGUGUUCUAAGGGAAGCAUACAAGAUGAAGUAUAUGCCCCUUGACCUCUGCUUGAAGAACUAGAGCCAUCCACAAGCGUCUUACCAAGCACCAGGCCUCUUUGAAGACAGAGAGAGAAGAAGGAGCUUUACUUCCUACUACGGAAAUGUGCCAUUAAAGUGUAGGACACAAUCUUUACUCUGUAGGUCCAUGUACCUGUUCAGUGUGUAACUUUUGGCUUUGACUGAGUUUUAUCUAUUCGUUUUGUUUUUUUUUGGUGGGUAACAUUGUUUGACUAUUCUAGCUUUUUAAUGUAGUGUUCCAUUUUUAUACACGUACUUCAAUCUUCAAGAUAAACUGAAUUAUUAUGUCAAA